This is a messenger RNA of Mesocestoides corti, 708 nucleotides long. NCBI's taxonomy places the organism in Eukaryota, Metazoa, Platyhelminthes, Cestoda, Cyclophyllidea, Mesocestoididae. The record is from the annotation of a GenBank genome assembly.
AUGGAAGGCACAAAUACACAAGCAGACACGUUGGCCGAAAGUCUCAUCCAUCUGGAGAAUGUCCUUCAAAGUGUGAAAUACCACCUUCCAUGGUUUUACGAUCCCAUUUCUACAACGCCGAUAAAAAAGGCUGUACAAAAGUUAAUUGACAGUCUACCUGCUGCCGUGGUUGCCACAGCCGUGCCUUCCGAGGAUCAGAGGAGGAUCGAUGGUAUAGUUGAGAAGUAUCUGAAAAUGGAGGGGGACGGUGGUAUCGCCGAGGUUAAGAGGCAACCAAUGAAAUACACAGCAAUUCAGAGUUGUGUGCAACCCAAAAUUUUAAAAACUGGGCAGGUUAUUGUAAAACCAGCUAAAGGAACCAGUUAUGUAGACAGCAGUCAGGACAAUGUCAACGGCCACAUCACUCAAAUGCAAAUAGCAAAUUCAGAAAAGGCACUACAGAAAUCUCUUCGACUUAUUGAGGCUAUUAGGAAAGCUAUGGUUGGCUCAAGUUGCACAGUAAAGACCCCAGGAACAACAGAAGAAGUUUCUCUAAUGGUCAAACAACUAAGGGAGAACUGUACGUCACUUGCGAAGUGGAUUUCACAGCUGAAUAAUCGCCGACAGGUCGCCCGGAUACUUACUAAACUUCGCCACCGAGGAACAGUUCGAACGCUUCUAGGCAGAAUCGAAGACGAGAAGGGGAAAAAGGAAAUUUGGAGGUUUUAG